This is a messenger RNA of Anisakis simplex (herring worm), 222 nucleotides long. The record is from the annotation of a GenBank genome assembly. Lineage: Eukaryota; Metazoa; Nematoda; Chromadorea; Rhabditida; Anisakidae.
AUGUGUUGUGCGAUCUUACCAGACCGAGGAUCACCGUCCGUGCAGAGAAUCGGUUCUCCGCGACUAGUGCACAUGUCUUCGUCGGAUUACGUUACAUCUGGCGGUUACGAUACGUUGAUACAAUCGAAUCCAUACAACGACGAAAUGGCUGGUGAUGGAUGGAAGAAGCAGAAGCCAGCAUCAGGAUCUCUAAUCGUAAAGAAGAUUAAGAGUAAAUUCUAA